AUGGCUGUGAUUGACUGGUGGCAUCACAGCAACACAACACAGAAUACCAUGAAUAUGCGAUGUGAUCCUCUCUUGAUCCCUGUGGGGAAGUUCUGCCUCGUCUCCUCUCUGCCGCCUCCUCAGGUGGGGGCCAGAGGUCAGAGGUCAGAGGAUAAAAUCCAGAGGACCUUGAACGCAGCCUCUCCUGAGCUCCUAGCGAGACGAGACGCAAACAAAUCUUACAGGGAGGCGAGAAGGCCGCAGAUCUCGGAUGCAGAGUGGGAGGACAUGUUGGAGGGUUUUGACGAGCGGAGCUACUUGAGCGCUCGGCGCUGGAAGCCCGGUGACGACCCCUACACCCUGUACGCCUUCAACCAGAGGGAGAGUGAACGCAUCCCCAGCAACCGAGCCCUGAGAGACACACGACACUACAGGUGCACCACUCUUCAUUAUGACUCUGAUCUUCCUCCAACCUCCAUCAUCAUCACCUUCCACAAUGAGGCCAGAUCCACCCUGCUGCGUACCAUCAGGAGCGUUUUGAACAGAACUCCAGUUCAUCUCAUCCAUGAGAUCAUUCUGGUGGACGACUUCAGUGAAGACGAAAGUGACUGCCAGCUUCUCACCAAACUGCCCAAAGUCAAAUGUAUUCGCAACAACAAGAGAGAAGGACUGAUCAGGUCCAGAGUGCGGGGCGCCGAUGCUGCAAGGGCAGGGGUCCUCACCUUCCUCGACAGCCACUGUGAGGUCAACAAGGACUGGCUGCCCCCCCUGCUGCAGAGGAUCAAACAGGACCCAACCCGUGUGGUCAGCCCGGUCAUAGACAUCAUCAACAUGGACACUUUUGCAUAUGUGGCGGCCUCUGCUGAUCUCCGUGGAGGUUUUGAUUGGAGUCUCCAUUUUAAGUGGGAGCAGCUGUCACCUGAACAGAGAGCUCGCCGGACCGACCCGACCCAGCCAAUCAAGACUCCCAUCAUUGCAGGCGGCCUCUUUGUGAUUGAUAGGUCCUGGUUCAAUCACCUUGGCAAAUACGACACUGCCAUGGACAUCUGGGGCGGGGAGAACUUUGAGAUCUCGUUCCGGGUGUGGCAGUGUGGCGGCAGUCUGGAGAUCCUGCCCUGCAGCAGAGUUGGUCACGUCUUCAGGAAGAAACAUCCAUACAUCUUCCCUGAGGGUAACGCCAACACAUACAUCAAGAACACACGUCGCACAGCUGAGGUGUGGAUGGACGACUUCCGUCUCUUUUACUACUCUGCUCGCCCUGCAGCACGAGGGAAAUCCUACGGAGAUAUCCAAGGCAGAGUGGACCUCCGCAAGAAGCUCAAGUGCAAAUCCUUUAAGUGGUACUUGGACAAUGUCUACCCAGAGCUCAAGGUCCCAGAUGACUCUGACUCUCAGUCCGGGGUGAUCAGACAGCGGCAAAACUGUCUGGAGUCUCGCAGGGUGGAGGGCCAGGAGCUGCCCAUCCUCACACUGGGUCCCUGCAUAGGAACAGAGGGGGUCCCCGCCAUCAACCAGGAGUGGGUGUACACUCACGGGCAGCAGAUCCGACAGCAGCAGACAUGUUUCUCUGUACCACCACCUUUCACUGCCUCCCAGUCCUGCUUGUGGCCCUGCAACAUGGCCGAUGGCAAGCAGCGAUGGCAGAAGUCGGGGACUCACUUGGAGCACCUCGUCUCUCGGUUCUGUCUGGACUCGGAGAUGGCUCUGGACGGGAUGGACUCCUCUCGAAUGCUGGUCAUCAGCCCCUGUGAACUGAGUGCGUACACACAGAGAUGGGAAGUCCCCUUCUCCUGACCCCAAACCCUGUGACCUUUCACCUCCCAAAAAACCUGCCCUGUCAUCCAACUACAGCCUCAAAGACCUGGGCAGAGACAGCUGCUCUGACAGAGUGAAGAUGCAUGAGCACAUCAUGUCAAGGAGCUGCGUUGAGAGCAGCUGAAUGGAAAGUUUAUAAAGACUUUUAGAUGUCUCUCCGCUGUUUUUCAUGAGAAGAAAUCAAGUGUGGGUUCGUCGGGUUUGUGAGACACAUCAGAAAUGUCUGGUUUGUUUGGUCUGGAGAUUAAAGUGUGUAUGUCUGAGGCUGUUGAGACGUUUGGGGAAGAGUUUGAACCAAGUGCACCUUAAAACCCUGAAAGAUUUGAGUCUUGUAAUCUUUUGCAGUGAACCUGUCUGUUUUUGAGGAUGUUUAAGGAUUUGGAAAUUAAAACCAAGCACAAUUUAAGUUUUUUGUUUACUUGGUCAAACAACUGUGUCUGUCUUUCCUGUAGUAGAAGCAUCCAGUUAAGAUUGUUCAAUGACAAAUCCAUUCUUGUUGGGACCCAAUCAGGAACUCAUCAGAGUAAAGCCUCUGAACCGACAUGUUGGUUUUGUCUUUUUUGAACUGAAGCACAAACCAAAUCUGUUUCAUCUCUUGUUGCUCUAAAUUCCAAGAUUCUUUACUUGAUAAACAGCAUGCAAUCCCAAUGUACUCAUGUUUUUCGAACCCAGCCGAUCAACUUUUGACCUGAUUCAACAAGCAGGAUUAUCAACGUAGCUGGCACUGAGUAAAACCCCAAAGAAGAAAAACUUUUCUAACUUAACCCCCAGAUUGCUUUUUACUAAAAGAAAGUAAAAAAGUUGACAGAACAAAAAGAUCUGUAAUGGGUAAGUCCUCACUCUUUACUGUUUGAGAUAGUUUCUACCUUCUACUGUUCUGAAGUGUGCAAAUUAAGUAGUUGGGACAUCCUGCUGGCUGUAGGCCGUUUAUAUGGCCAUUGAAACCCCUAAAACCUUUGCAUAGCGCAGCUUUCUCUGACAAGUCAGCAGAAUUGAUUGCAGCAUGGAUGAGAAGUUAAGACACGAGGGCAGGAGGGCAAAAGCAAGGAGGGAACACAAACGCAGAACAGAGCAGAACAAACUAGCAGGCCCUGGCUGAGCUACCAGUGGAACAACAGACGUCAAAACAGUACAAACACAAGCUAUGGAGGAAAUUGAAACAGAGGGAAUUAGCAUAAACACAGACAGAAAAAGGGCUACAGGUGUACAGAGACAUACAGGCACAAUGGGAAGUAACAGAGAACAGCAUGUAUGCAGCACACUUCAUACUGUCUGCUAUUGUGUGGGUCGAUCAGCAGGUUUGUGUUGCUUCAAGGAUGCAGCUGCUGCGGCUGCUUCACAUUGCACGUCCACCCCCCCUCCUCUGUGAAGUGCUGCUGUGCAUGUGAGAGUUUUGGUUGUUUUCUUUUCUCGCAUUAAGUCGAUCAAACUGGGGGGCUGGGGAAGCAUUUUUGCCUUUUCGCGCUUUCAUGACGCUCGUUAGCAUCAUUCAUGUUUCUUGUGCAAGUUUGGAGAAUUUACAAAAGUGACCACGGUGCUUUGCUUUUUCAGAAUAACUAAAAGUAGCCAGACAUUUAGUUGACAGGACAUGUGGUUGUUGUUUGACGGAGGAACUGCAGCUGUUGUUGAGAUCACCUGUGACCCUGCAGUCAUGUGACUGUGGUUUCAUUUCAAAUUCCAACAGAGUCAAAACACAACUCAAGUUAAGUACAGUCCUACAAAUGUUGAAGUAAUCGUGUCUGAAUUUCCCUCACAAUCAUUCUGCAAGAAGGUUUUUUGAAAUGGUUUUGGGAAUAAAUUCACCACAAAUUGUGUUUCCAUUUCCUGUGUUUGACAUCAUCGACUGCAUCGUUUUGAUAUCCUGUUUGACUCCAGAAUAAAGGUUUUAUAACGGC
Molecule: messenger RNA, 3689 nt
Organism: Morone saxatilis (striped sea-bass)
Lineage: Eukaryota; Metazoa; Chordata; Actinopteri; Moronidae
Gene: galnt14
Product: UDP-N-acetyl-alpha-D-galactosamine:polypeptide N-acetylgalactosaminyltransferase 14 (GalNAc-T14)
Exons: 17
Coding region: 1-1773 (590 amino acids)
Cellular component (GO): Golgi apparatus
Source: RefSeq, a predicted model, not a curated record